AAGCCUGGUGCGUCAGAUCCUUACGUCGGACACCUACAGGAAGUUGCAUGCGUGAUGACGUCACGUGCAGCGGAUGCUAGGUGACCUAAACAGAGACAUUUGCCGGGAAACUUUCUCCUGUUUCAGUCCAGAUUAAAGUGACUCCUGCGGCUGUUUCCACUGUCUAACCGGCCCAAAAUCUGUCGGCUGAAUGAACGAGUGCCGAGAAACUGAUGAGGAUAUACAAAUGGAAAUGGACGAUAAUGGCCUGCAGACCCCUCGCUGUGAAACAAGAUGGUCACAGCAACUGUCAGGCCUCCCUCCCAAGCUCCUGCAGCGUCUGAUGCCUUUCCAAUUGGAAGGAGUGGAGUUCGCUUUAUCUAAGAAUGGACGAUGCAUGAUCGCUGAUGAGAUGGGUCUUGGGAAGACGGUGCAAGCCAUUGCUGUUGCGUACGCCUACAGGAAGGAGUGGCCCCUGCUGGUGGUGGUGCCCUCGUCCCUGAAGUAUCCGUGGAUCGAGGAGCUGGAGAGGUGGAUCCCCGAGCUGCAGCCUGGAGACAUCAACCUGGUGGAGAACAAGAGCCACACCAUGGGCAUCAGCAGCAGCAAGGUGACGGUGCUGGGUUACGGCCUCCUUACUACAGAUGCUCGCCCCCUGGUGGAGGCUCUGAACCGGCAGAAGUUCGCCGUGGUCGUGGUGGACGAGUCGCAUUACCUCAAGUCCAGGAACGCAGCGCGAACAAAGAUCCUGGCGCCUCUCAUCCAGAGCACCAAGCGGGCCAUCCUGCUCACUGGGACUCCUGCUCUGGGUCGACCUGAGGAGCUUUUUAUGCAGAUUGAUACCCUCUACCCAAAGAGGUUUGGAACAUGGACCGACUUUGCCAAGAAAUUCUGCAACGGCCAUUACAGGUAUUUCGGGGCUCGCCGGCAGUGGGACGCUCGCGGAUCGUCCAACCUUUCGGAGCUUCACCAGCGCCUGAGUGAAAUCAUGAUCCGUCGUCUAAAGGCCGAAGUUCUCACUCAGCUGCCCCCCAAAAUCCGCCAGCGAAUCCCCUUCGACCUGCCUAAGGACGCUGCAAAGGAGGCCUCAGCCAGCUUCGCAGAGUGGGAGCGAUUGAUGAAGGGACUGGGGUCGGGGGUCAUCGGCACGGACAGCAACCCCUUCACACAGGUCAUGAGCCUGGUCACACGGAUGUACAAGCAAACUGCGAUUGCCAAGGCGGGAGCUGUGAAGGACUACAUUAAGAUGAUGCUGGAGGCGGAGCAGCUGAAGUUCCUGGUGUUCGCCCACCACCUCACCAUGCUGCAGGCGUGCACCGAGGCCGCCAUCGAAGCCAAGCGCAGUCAGUGAGUCCUGUGAGACGAUGGAGGAUCAGCCGCCCUCAGAGUCAGGUUUCCUGCAGGCCGUGGACAGUGACGGCGUCCCUCUGUGUCUCUCCUGCCAGCAGCACUGCUCCACCACCGGGGGGGCCUGGGACACCCGCUUCUGCAGCCACAAGUGCCAGGAGGAGUUCCAGUUGCGCUCCAGCCAGACGUACAUGCGCUCUCGUGUGCUGGAGGCGGAAAAGGGCGUCUGUCAGCACUGCGGCCUCCAAGCACACGAGUUGUUCCUCAAAGUACGGGACGCCCCGCCCGACCGGCGCAAGGAAAUGCUGGAGAGCACUUGGCUCGCGCAGAUGUCACUCAAACAGCUGAACGUGAUGAUCCGCGCCCCGGUCGAAGGGGAUUUCUGGCAGGUGGACCACAUCCGGCCGGUGUACAGCGGAGGAGGGCAGUGCUCUCUGGAAAACCUGCAGACUCUUUGCACCGUCUGCCACAAAGCGAGGACGGCUCAGCAAGCCAAAGAACGGAGCCAGGAGAAAAAGAGCGUUGCAGCCUCCAAGGUUGCAUCAGACAUCAGCAGGUUCUUCUUCAGGAAAUGAGACUGUAAGGGCUUUCUGACAGCGAGGAUGAAGAUGCAUCAUGAUCUUUCAAUGGCAACAUUCACAUUUAAGUAUUAGCAACGCCAUUCACUGACAGAUUAGAAUAAAAAGGCCGGAUUCCUUCAAAUCCCUUCUUCAAUUUCUGAUGAAAUGCUGCACCUGUGGAGAUUUACUGUAAAAACUAUGAAGACUGCAUUAAAUGCUAAUUCAGCUCCGCUCUCGCCCCCGAAACGUCACCCGUGCGCUACUGUCUGAUUUAUUACGGCCCCAUUUCACUCGAGGCUGAAAUGGAGCAGGUUGUUUAGAGAGCUAUUUUAAGAUUGUGCAAACUUAGUGAAAAGUAGCAGGUGACAAAAAAAAAUGGGGGCUUUGUGAUUUAAACUAGAAAAACACAACGUCCUCAUUCGCGCCCUCAACAUGUGGUGCCUCUUCCUUUUUGGAAGAUGGAUGAACGCUCCCUGUUGAAAUAAAAAGUCUAUUUCCA
Messenger RNA from Gymnodraco acuticeps, 2385 nucleotides. It is a transcript of the gene zranb3, whose product is annotated as zinc finger, RAN-binding domain containing 3. Gene Ontology annotation, cellular component: nuclear replication fork. The record is from RefSeq and is a predicted model, not a curated record. Gene Ontology annotation, biological process: DNA repair; replication fork processing. Gene Ontology annotation, molecular function: endonuclease activity; zinc ion binding; ATP binding. Lineage: Eukaryota; Metazoa; Chordata; Actinopteri; Perciformes; Bathydraconidae.